UCAAAUUGAAAAACACGAUCGCAUGGAUAUGCAUACUACAGUCUAAACUUUUCAAUAAAUAGAAGCGAAACACAUGGAAAUUGGUAUGAUUGAUAUUAUGAUUAAUGGAUAAAGCGAUUGUUUAAGUUUUUUAAAAAAUUAUUAUUAAAAAAUGCGACGUCGGCGCCGAAGUGAAGCCAUAAAUCGCCUCCGGAAGGAAAGCGCUGAGACACGCAGGCGUACAAACGCCACAAGUGUCGAACCAAUAAAAUUUUAAAAACAAGUGAAAUUGUAUUUUUUUUUGUAAUAGGUGAAGCUAUAUGUGAGGUAGAUCGCAUUUUUCAGAAAUGUGCGUGCUAAGAUGCGAUUAAAAUUAAAUAUCAUGUACAAGCCAAUAUUCUUCAACCAAAUCUACAACAGAAAUUUGAACGUUUACUGCAACUAUCAGAGAAAAAUUCUCCCGCCCCUAAACACCCCAUUUUCCUUCAUAUCUGGUGUUUUAGUAAUAAGAAAGAAAAAGAAACUCUGGCCACCUCACUACCAUUAUGAAAAAGGGCUUAACAUUUCGCUCAUCUGAGAAAAUAACAAAAAGGAAUUUGUAAAUAUUUGCGAGUAACACAUUUGUGUUUUAAAAGUUGUUUAUUUAACAAAAAAAAUAUACAAUUAUGGAGUCUUGCUCUGGUGAGCAUGUGUUACCACAGCAGCAACAAACAGGCCAUCCUGCGAACACAAUUGGUUUUAUAACUCAAACUGAAAGUUUAUCAAGUUCGGAAUACCAAAUGCAAAAACCAACUACACAUUGGAGCAUUGAAGCAAUGCCUUGGAAAAUGCCACCGCUUACUGAACAAGAAGGAAAAGUCAUGAAAUUUACCGCUUCAUGCGGUGAAAGCUUUAGAAGGAAUACUUUGCGGACCGCUCUAUUAAACCACAAACGUAAAUCAGAUCUAAACAUGUUACCACCAAUGCCUGCAAAGCAAUUUAUAUCCGAGGAAAAAUUUACUGCUCAUUUUAAUGGCUUACACAUAUCCAGCGAUUACAUUCAACACAACGCAUGCAGCAGUUCGGGCGAUGCUGCUUCCAUUACUUCAACAGCAGUCACUGGCAAAAAUUUUACAAAUCUCACCUAUGCUGACUACCAGAUAACAGCGAAAGAGUUGGAAGAGAAACUUCGGAAUGUUAGUCGCAUUACAUUAUGCGAGGAAUUGAAAAAAUUUCAGGAGCAACAAAAAAAGACUGCUUACUUGCCCGAGGCAUUAUUUAAUCGUAUUGAGAAACCGUGCACGGCUUUAGUGUUGUGGCAGCCACCGCCAAUUCUGAAUUUGCUUAAGGAUCAAACCGCAAAUAAAAAUAAAAAUAUUCCGGAAGAGAUAAAAGCAAAUGAUGUCGAAAUUACUGACGAAGAUUCAAUUGAAUUGGCUCCUGAAGAAUCAGUUGAAAUCGAUGAUUUUAUCGAUAAUAAUAACACAUGUAAUGUGGAUUUUAAUGUAAGGCCUGACGGUAUGGACGAAGAUUUGUAGUUUUA
Molecule: messenger RNA, 1501 nt
Organism: Glossina fuscipes
Lineage: Eukaryota; Metazoa; Arthropoda; Insecta; Diptera; Glossinidae
Exons: 4
Coding region: 645-1496 (283 amino acids)
Source: RefSeq, a predicted model, not a curated record